Cryptotermes secundus is the source of this 1470-nucleotide messenger RNA. RefSeq lists its product as uncharacterized. Gene Ontology annotation, molecular function: RNA binding. The transcript has 5 exons. The record is from RefSeq and is a predicted model, not a curated record. Lineage: Eukaryota; Metazoa; Arthropoda; Insecta; Blattodea; Kalotermitidae. The annotation marks the transcript as partial.
AGCUCUUGCGAACAUUAAAAUGAACCUUAGGGUUCCAUAAAAUGUUGGGAAAUUCUUGAAUAGAGUAACUGAUGGCCCUGCGAGAUUGAUUCAGAUCCAUGGAUUUCGGUAGUUCGUUACAUUCGUCCAUGUUAGUCACUUAGUAAUCUUUGAUUGGGACCGACUAGCGAUGCUUACCUGUUGGCCUGUUGGUGUGUGCGGGUGUGUGCGUGCGCGUUUGACUGUGAUACAUCGAAAGGAAAAUGUAUCCAUCAACAAGUAACGAGAUUAACAGUAGUACUACUGAUGCAACUAAUAAUGUUAGGCAUACGACACAAGAUACUGCUAGUGGUAGUAGCAGGCAAAGAACCUCCAGGAGUUUGUAUGUUACACCAAAAUAUUCAUCAUGUAGCUCUUCCACCACUAAAGAUUCACCAGAAAAAUGUCUUCCGUCACCUUCCAUGGCAGGAAUUCAAGAUCUUAAGAGCUUAUACUGCUGCAAUAUUCCAGAGAGCAUGAUGGACCGGGAUCUUCUACAUAAUCACUUUCAACAGUUUGGCCAUGUCAUUCGAAUAUAUCUGAGUAUGAAACGAAACAGUUGUACUGUACACUUUGAUAGCCAUCAUGCUGCUGCACGUGCUAAGGUGAAAGGUGCUCAAGUGAAAGACUCAUUAUUAACUAUCUUCUGGAGCCAACCAGCAAAGAACAGGGGAAAGUUGAAGGACAGCAGCUCAGCUUGCAGUAUGGGUACCUCCUCAUCAGAUAUUUCAGCACAGUUGAAGAAAGUAUCUGAGGCGGUAAAUCAGCCACCCCACAAAUCAACAAACAAUAAUUUGACGAAGAAAAGUAUUUUCCGAGAAGGCCAUCCAAGACUCAGAAGCCACAGCAUGGAGAAAAGAGUCAGAACUGCAAAUAUUUCAGCAUUAGACAGAUUCAGAAUGGGAAUAAGACAUCACUUUCACUCUAGAAAGCGAAAGAGCUCUAAAACUUUGGAUGUAAGGAAGGAAAAAGGUACAAAAGAUGACAAAAAUAUGUUCUCUUAUCCUGUUGCUGGGAGAGCAUAUGAAAUUUCAGAUGAAGUCAAGGAUGAACUAGAUAUAAUGGCUUAUAAUGAUGACAGCAUGAGGAUCAGUGACAGUUCAGUAAUGCCAAAUAAUUCACUGGCAUCUAAAGUACCACGAAGGAGUUCUGCAGCUUUAACAAUGAACAGCAGUGAUAAUUCUGUAACUGAUGUUUCUUCAUCGUCUGAUUUACCCAUAAUUAAAGGAUAUGUCUCGAGGGAAAGGGGAGAGGGAAUUUCAUGUCCACUGACUCAUUCAGCUUCAGCAUCUUUUCCUCCAAAGAAGAACAAGAAAGCUGCUACUGCAUCCCACCAGCAGAAUGCUUUACAGGAACUUCUGCAAAUAUGGAACACAAAAUCUAAACAAGAGAACCAUUCUCCAGAGGAUAGGUUCCAGCUUUUGGAUUUACGUGAUAAAAUAUUGAGGCUGA